AUGCAGUGCCAAAUUUGCAAAAAAGCCGGUAUGACCGGCAACAACGUUAGCCACUCCAACCGCAAGACCAAAACCCGUUGGAUGGCCAAUGUCCACAAGCAAACUCUAGCUAUCAACGGAAAGCCGGUUCGCUUAAAGAUCUGCUCAAGGUGUCUGCGGACUAUGUACAAGCCGCCACGGCCCAAGAAGGCCCGCACCCGGGCCGCUGCCUAA
Geodia barretti is the source of this 213-nucleotide messenger RNA. Lineage: Eukaryota; Metazoa; Porifera; Demospongiae; Tetractinellida; Geodiidae. The record is from the annotation of a GenBank genome assembly.